Chironomus riparius is the source of this 11946-nucleotide messenger RNA. NCBI's taxonomy places the organism in Eukaryota, Metazoa, Arthropoda, Insecta, Diptera, Chironomidae. The record is from the annotation of a GenBank genome assembly.
UUAGUCGAUAUUCGCUUCUCGUCGUGUUAAGACGUUACGUUAAUUUAUGCAAAUAAAAAAUAAAAUUUGAUCAGGAAUAUAUAAAAUUAUAAUAUAUAUUCAUUUAAAAUUAUCGACCAAAAUUUUAUUUUUCGUAACUCGAAUCGAAUAGUUAUAGCUGAAAACCAAAGAAGCUUUAAAAGAACACAGUUUUAAUAAAAUUGAAAGUGCAUCUCUUGUUAUUUCCUGUGAUACUUUUCAAUUUUAAUUAAUUUGUCGGAGCUUGUCAGACGUGUAUAGCAGAAAUUAAAUGAAAUUAAAAAUAAAUCGUAAGAAAUGUGAUAGAGAAAGAAAAAAAAGUUAUAUAAAUUGAAAAUAAAAAAUAAUUAAAAAUUGUGGAUAACCACGGAAAAGUGAAAAUUGUCGUUAUUUGGAUUACACGUUUAUAAAGAGAAAUUUCAUUAGCAACGUGUUGCUUGUCUACGACCGAAAAAAGCUUCAAUUCUUUACAACUAAUUAGUGAACGACGAAAUUGAAGACAAAAAGUAAUCAAAAUAAUCGAAAUAAAAAUAUAGAUGACAAUGUCAUUAAAUGAGAAACGAAUGUUAGAUCGCGAAGCAUUGCGGUCUGUGAUCCAGCAAUGGAAUGCAAAUCGAUUAGAUCUGUUUGAGUUAUCAGAGCCAAGUGAAAAUCUUGAAUUUCAUGGUGUAAUGAGAUUUUAUUUUCAAGAUGUUGGCCAAAAAGUAGCAACUAAAUGUAUUCGCGUUCAGUCUGACGCAACUGUUGCUGAUGUGAUUGAAACAUUAAUUGAGAAAUUCCGUCCUGAUAUGCGAAUGUUAUCCGUCCCAAAUUAUGCGUUAUAUGAAGUUCAUGCAAAUGGUGAGGAAAGAAAACUAAAUCCAGAUGAGAAACCACUGCUGGUGCAACUUAACUGGCAUGUUGAUGAUCGCGAAGGAAGAUUUUUAUUAAAAGAUUUGGAUCAGAAACCCACAACGUUAGACAGUACCGACACAAACUUUAAAAGAAAACUAUCGAAACGUGAAAAGAAGGAGCAAAAGAAAAAAGAAAAAUUGCAAAAACUCAAUUCAAAUGCUGAUGAAUCAGAAAAUCAUGUGGCUGAAAAAUUGUAUACUGAGCUUCCAGAGACAUCUUUUACUCGAUCAAUAUCAAAUCCAGAAGCUGUCAUGAGACGAAGACGUCAGCAAAAACUUGAAAAAAAGUUACAGCAAUUUAGAUCAAGAGAUGGACAACCGGAUACCGGAGGAACAUUAAAAAUUUAUGGAGAGAGUUUGUGUCGAGAAGUGCCUUAUAAAACAUUAUUAUUGUCAAUACGUGAUUGUGCUCAAGCAGUUGUUAGAGAAAUGUUAUCAAAAUAUGGAAUGGAAAAAUCAGACGAUCGUCACUUUUGUCUAGUUCAGGUUAAUAGUGAUGGGUCUGAGUAUAUUCUUGACGACGAUGAAUGUCCUUUAUCAAUACUAAUGAAUCAUCCGACAUCAAGAGGAUCUAUAAUGUUCCACGUCCGUCGACGUCCAGCUGAUUCACAACCACGGCGACGAAAGAAAAAACCACUCGGAAUAAGCAAUGGGAGCAGUAACACGUCAGCAGAGCGUGAAGGCCCAAUGCUGGUAGAAAUAACACAUUCAGGAGAUGGUGGACGUAGAGUUAAAUUAACCAUUGAACCGAUUGAAGUAGGCUCGGCAAACACAAAUGUAUUACAGUUAUUUGGACCAUCAAUACAACCACGACAUUGCUUAAUAUCGUUGCAUGAGGGAGUAUGUACUGUGACACCCCUUCAUGCUGAUGGAUUAACAUUUGUUAACGGACAUCAUAUAACCCAACCAACAAUUCUACAUAACGGAUCUGUAGUGAUGUUUGGAAGAACGGCAUCAUAUCGCUUUGUUGAUGUUCCUUCUGAUGGACGAUACAAUUUGGCGCUAUCACAAUCUCAAUUAGAUUCUGCCUACUUGUAUGAAAAUCGAUCAGCCACAAAUCCUCCUUCAUGGCAUGAAGAUGAGGACACCAGCAUAACUAGUUCAAAUUACACAAAUAAAAAGCAACAAUCAAUUCCACAAAAGGCAAUGCAAAUGACACAGCAACAACCACAGCAAAAAAUAACAAAUUCACAACAGCAGCACAGCCCAGGAAGUAACGAACUAAAAUUAACAGCACAACCAUCAAGUGAUGAUAAAUCAAUGUUUGAUAAUGACGCAGGAAAUAUUGAGAAUGAAACUAAAUCGGUGUCAAGUAUGAGGAGUCAGGACAGUCGUUCUCAAUGUUUUGCUAAACAGUCAGCAGGAAUGUCUGCAACACCAACAAUGACGGAACAGCAAGGACAAGAAGCUAUAUUGCCGGCAGUUCUUGAAUUUCCUGAACAUAGCCAGGAACAAUUUUUGAAAUCUGUUAUUACUGAAUUAGACGUAAACGCACCGAAUUUUAAACUUGCUCCUGUUUAUACACUUUAUUUGUGUGCAAGAUAUCGUGCAUCUACUCAUUAUCGUCCAGAUUUACAACCGACUGAGCGGGCCCAUAAAUUAACCGUGUUCCUGCAUCAUGUCGCAAACCUGAUACAUAACAUCAUUCAAGAAAAAUAUAAUGAUCCGAAAAUCUUAUCAUUCUGGAUGGCAAAUAGCAGUGAAUUUCUACAUUUUCUAAAAUCAGAUCGUCACAUAUCGGCGUUUAGUGUGCAAGCACAGGAAGUUUUAGCAGAGUGUGUACAGGCUGCAUUUCAAAAUCUCGUAUCAAUUUUUCAUUCAGAAUUAUCACAAACAUUAAAUCAAUUCCUGUCCGAGAAUAUAGAUCAUGAUUCAGCAGCUGGUCUUGUUUUGUCAGUUCUUGGUUCCGCUAUGGCACUUCUGAGAAGAUGUCGAGUAAAUGCGGCACUUACUAUUCAAUUGUUUUCUCAACUAUUCCACUAUAUUAAUGUUGUUUGCUUUAAUAAGUUUGUAACAACGUCACAUAUGUGCACCAGCAUGUGGGGAAAAGCAUUAAGUGAUCGUUUGGCACUUUUAGAAUUAUGGGCUGAAAAACAAGGUUUAGAAUUGGCAGCAGAUUGUCAUUUAGCAAAAAUAAAUCAGUGUGCAGAAUUUCUUCAGGCACCAAAAACGUCUGUCACAGAGGUUCAACAACUAGCAUGCUCAUGCUUUCGUCUUAACUCACUACAAAUGGGUUCAUUACUUUCACAAGAAACAAUUUCCCGUUCAUUGAUAGAUGCCACAGUCAGAAUGGCAGAAUCUGUUGCCGAUGAAUUAACUCGAGCUGAUGGACGAGAAAUUCGUUUAGAGGAGUCUCCUGAUUUACCUUUAGCUCUAUUACUGCCAGUUGAUGGGUUUAGUUGUGAUGUUGUUCGAGGAAUUCCUGCAGGCCUAGUGGACUUUUUAUCUCAAUUCCAAUCUUCUGGUUGGUGUCGUCUUGCCUCACAACCAACAAGUAUCGGAUUGUGGACUGUAUAUAUGCAUCAAUUUAAUCAGGGUCGUUCACCAAGCGUUUUGUCGUCUACAAAGAUGCCUCAACCGGAAGUCCAAACAAUAAAGCUUCACAAAAAUUCAAAUGGAAUGGGUCUUUCAAUAGUUGCAGCCAAAGGAGCAGGACAAGAACGUUUGGGAAUCUAUAUAAAAUCUGUUGUGUCUGGAGGUGCAGCAGAUGCGGAUGGACGGUUGCAAGCAGGCGAUCAGUUAUUGCGAGUCGAUGGACAAAGUUUAAUUGGUAUCACACAGGAACGCGCUGCCGAUUAUUUAGUAAGAACAGGUCCAAUAGUCACUUUGGAAGUUGCCAAACAAGGUGCCAUUUUUCAUGGUUUGGCAACGCUUCUUCAGCAACCGAGUCCCGUAAUUCAAAGAGGUGGUCGUAGAAUGUCUGAGAGAGAUAUGACAAAAGUGGGAGCAGAAUCAAAACCACCUAUAACCGGUUCUCAGAUCUUAAAUAGCAAGUCUGUUCCAGCAUUACAUCAUAUUGGAAAUACAGGCAAUAAAUCGAAAAGUACACAGAAUUUGACAGUUCAAAGCAGUAGUAGUGCAGGAAACAUCAAUACAUCUGCAAAUGAUCAAGGAUUUUACCAAAAUCUUAGUGUUUAUCGUCAACAGAAUCAAAGUCAUCCAAAUCUUGGAGAUAAUCGUUCAAUGAAUCAUCAGCUGACUCCUCAAGUUGCACAAAUUGGUAAUAGCAUGGGAAACAGUACUAAUAUACCAUCAACGACCAAUUCGAUGAACCGUCCAACAUCUGCCUAUUUCAAUAGUAGCAAUAAUAGCCAUGUAAUGAAUCUAUCAUCUACGCCCAGUAUUCCUAACACUUCACAAAGCACUAGCACGGGUAAUUUGAUGCAAACAAAUCCACCAUUAUUGAUGGGAUUUAAUCACAAUAACACAAAUAAUAUGAUGCCUUCACCUGCACAACAACAUCUUUCGCAUCCAAAUUUAGGUGGAAUGUCGAAUGCAUCGUCGUCAAUUACUAAUUCACCCAUUACACCGCAUAGACCACCUAUUAUGCCAAAUAAAAUGACUCAUCAACAAAACGUAGGUUUUAUUAGAGAUGCACGUAUGAAUCCUCAACAGCAAAUGAUGGCACCAUCAAUGCCAAAUAUUGCGCAUACAAGCAGUGGGUACGCUGCAAACAUUCCUGCAAGUCAAAGUAUGCAAAGUGUUAACCAAAUUCCUGGAAAUUAUUUUAUGCCUCAGCAGCAAUUCCAAGAUCCUGUUCAACAUAUGCAAUAUCAACAACAACAGCAACAAAACCCACAAUUGUCACCUAAUCAACAAGCCCUUCUUCGUGGUACUGCAAAAAUGGCUGAAAUGGGCGAAUUAUUAAAGCGUCAACAACGUAAUCAUCCAAUAAAUGGACCAAUUCCUCCUUUUUCAAACUCCAUGGACAAUAUCCACAUUCCGCAAUCAAAUUUGCCUCCUCCACAAAUGUUAUCGCCAAAUUCUCAAAAUCGACAAGUAUUUCAUUCACAAAGUCCACAAAAGCAAUUGGCACCUAAUACCGCACCUAAGCCACAGCGUAUUGAGGACCAACCUCCACUUCCUCCUACAUCCACACAUCCUUUAUUUAAGAACGGAACUUCUCAACAAUCAUUAUCCCAAGUAACACCAGCAUUGAAUUAUAGUGCAACGGAAGCACCAAAAACUGCACUCUAUCCAGUGCAGCAGAAUGCUAUAAAAAAUACAUCGCUUACAUCAGCAGCAAAUCCUUGGGAACGAGAAGAGAGAGAAAAAGAAUUAGAAAUAAGACGUGAACAAAUUCGACAAUGGAGAGAUCAACAAAUCGUUGAGCUUUCACUACUACAGUCGAGAACAGGUCAACAAGAAGAGCAAUUAAAGACAUUAGUUCUUGAGCGAGACUUUGAGAGAAGAGCACAAGAAGAUGAGAAUGAAGAGGAAAAUGAUAUGCAAUAUCAAAAAAAUAACAGUGCUGUUCAAGAAGUUUUACGUCUUCAGUCAAGUUCAAACAAUCCUAGUCAAAUUAAUGUCCCUACAACUCGUCUCAAGCAAGUUGAUAUAAAAACAACACCGACAAAUAUCUCGCCAGCAUCAUCUGAGAUUUCCCCAAUAACAGUAGAAAAUAUUUCACAAUCAAAUUUACAGCCGCCACUUAUUCAACCGAAAAGUAUUUUAAAAUCAACUAACGCAUACAGUAAUAGUAAUCCAUCGUCGCCUUCAAAACACGGAAAAGUAACAAGUUUUGCAUCGCAACAUCAUAUUGACACAAAGACUCAAAAUUUAACAGAAAUCACAAUUAAUAACACAAAUGCAAAUCAAAUGCUGACACAGGUAAACAAAGAAAUGAAUGAAUUGACAAUCGAUUUUCUGCCUGACGAACAAAAUAAUCCACCACCCCCACCUCCUGAACGAGGAAGUUCAUUUGCUAUAAUGCAGCAUCAGAAACUAAGAAAUAGUGGAACUUUCCAAAAAUUAUCAUUUAAUGAACAUCCAAUCAUUACUAAUACUAAUAAUAUUAAAUACGUUACAUCAAGUGAACAAUCUCCAUUGCUAUCGCCAACGGCAAUUACUGGUACGGGGAAUUUUACAGCUCAUCAUAUCCAACAGCAGUUGAAUCUGAUUAAUAAUAACAGUGUGAUGCCAUUCACUAGAGACAAUAAACGUGUUUCAUUUCAUGAUCAUGAGAAUAAUAAUACGUUCGAUGUAACAUCAACAGAAUUCGAUUUAUCAGCUAUCCGUGAGGAUCCUAGUAGAUUUAUAGAUGAGACAACUGCAAUGCUACAGAGUCCACAAACACCAGAAACGUCAGACACAAAUUGGAGUGGCGGAAACCAGUCAACACCUGGAGUAAUAGGAGCUCAAGAAGUUUAUCGUGAUCCACGUCAAAGACGUUUAGCCGAGCAGCAACAAAACAAAACGGAACAACCAGUCCCCGAAAAAUUGUCUUUUAAAGAAAAGAUGAAAAUGUUUGCACUUGAAUCAGGCGAAAACAACACUCCAAAAGAUAAACUGAAAAUAUCUCGUGCACAACGAGAUAUUGACGCAGUUCACUAAAAUCGUCCAUCCCUUUUCCUUUUUGAAAGGAAUCUACUUUUUGAGUUUUAUGAAGAGAAAUAAUAACAAAAACCCAUUGUAUUAUUGAUCGAAGAACCUCAACAAGCAAGCAACAACCUAGCAAGUUAUUACAAAUCUUAUAACAAAAUAUACUAAUAUAUACACUUUAAAAAAAACUUCUAAAAUUAUCUAAAUUCAUUAUAUGUUUGCAUUUUACAAAUUUUAGGAAAAAAAAAAUUUCCACAGGCUACACUGUAUUGAAUCAAAAAAUCGUUAAUUAUUUAACCUUGCCGAGAUAACGAACGAAAAGUACAUAAAUGUAAAGAUAAGCGAGAUGAAAAUUAGCUAGGGUAAACCAUGUUGAAAUUUGUGUGUUUUUGCACAUGAAGAUUUGAUUUGCAUGUAACUUUUUAAUGGCUGAUUAUGAAAAUCUGAUUAUAAACUUAAAAGAUCACAAUUUGUUGGAGUUUUCAUUUUAAUUCUCAAAUGUAAACAAACAUUUUGUUUACAAUUUUUUGGAACUUAAUUCGCGAUUUGUGGCAAGAAAAAUAUCUGAAUCAAAUUAAAACCAAAUAAGAACUACUCAGCUGACUGUUUUUAAUUUAUUUCUUAAGAUGCAUGCAAGAUAUAAGAUUCAACUUAAUUAAUUUUGACUGAGCUUAUUAAACAGUAAAAUAUUCAUAAAGCAAGAACCUCCUGCAAAUUUUUAAAUUUCAUACAGAUAGAUAGUGAAGUGUAUAGAUUAAAAGUUAAAAUUAAACAAUACCUUAAAAAUUUGGUAAAAUCAUGUUUUUUAAAAAUGAUCUUGAAUUGAAAUAAAAAGAGGAUAUACAUAAGAAUGCUUUGGAGAGAUUAAUAAUUUUUUUGAAGGUUUCGAAGUUUUUCAUAAAAUUUUCUACAGUUUUGAACGAGACGCAUUUUUUUAACUUUUGGUUUUUAACUUUGAGGAGUUCCAAUCAUGUUAUUUCUCAUUUGUACUUCUAAAAACAUGAAUUUCAUGCAUAAAUAAUAUUUAUUGUUGACAAAAUGUGUUAUUGCUUGCUACGAUGAAAAUCGCACAAAGUUUAACAUUUGUCAAAAUAUUUUACACAAAUUUCAACAUUUAAAAACCUGUGAUUUUAAAAUCAAUUAUUAGAGCACUUCCAAUGGCGUUUUAUGACCAGAAACAUUUUUAAAUGAUUAAACAAUAUUCAAAUUCGAUAUUUCAUCAAUUUUAUGCUAAUUAGAAGCAUUUGUUAUGUCCAAAAAAAUUUAAAAGAUAAAAAUUUAAAUUUUGUAUGGGGUUUUGAUUUUUUCAAAUUUAGAGUUGCCUAAGGUUUCAAGACCAUCUUAAAUGUGGUAGAAACAUUUGGACAUCUAUUUUACAUAGAACUGCAUACAAAUGUUCAGUAUAAAUGGCUUAUUAAUGAUGAUUUGCAUUUAAUUUGAGCGCACAAAUUUCAAUAUUGCACAAAUUUCAACAUGGUUUACCCUAUUGGAAAUUCGGCCUUCUCGAUUUCUCGGUUUUUUAAAUUUCCGAGACUGGAACCAAAAUUUAACCUGAGAUAUCAAAGUGUUCGAAUCAAAGAUUAUUAAUUUUUUGUGUUUAAAUGACGAUAAUACAACUUCCUUCAAAAAACUUGAAAAUUUCACAAUACAAGAGUUUUUUAAAAUAUAUUAUUGGUUUCAUUCGUAGCCUAGUAGAAAUUCAGGAACGAAAGAGCAUAAAUGGAACAUAUUAUAAAGUGGGUCGAGUAUCAUAACAUGAAAGAAAAAAAUUUAUAAAUUAUUCGCGGUGCGAUAAUUAACUUUAUAUGUAAACAAUGAAAAUAAAUCUUAUUAUAUGAACCGGAGAAGCAAUUUUAUAAAAUUAACACAAAAGUGCUACUUAAAUAACACAACACAAUUCAUCUAAUUAUUGUAUUAUGCGAAGAACUUUCAAAAUAAAUCCUCCUUUUCUUGACAUCUUUAUUUUUCUGAAUGGUUGAAAUGUCAAUUUUAAAUACUAUUGAUACAUUUGUCACUAAUUUUUAAUGAGAUCUAUAAAUAUCCUUUUAAAUAUUAAGUAAAAAUGCACUAUUAUCGACACUUUUUCAAGAGAAAAAAAAAGAAAACGUUAGAAAAAUGCAAAACAUAUCUUCAUAACGUUAUAGAAAUUAUUGUAAAAAAGUAACAAUUUGAUGUAACUAUGAGAAACAUUAAUGUGUGGACCAAAUUUUUAUGAAAAAAUAUUUAAAUAAAUGAAGAAGAGUUAUGAAUGAUGACUUGAAUUGAUGAUUUUAUAAUUUUUUAUAUUCACACCGUUUUCACAUGUGAAUCUAUUGGUUUUGUUCAGAUUGAAAAAUCAGUUUUUUGCAUUUUGUGAGAAAACGAAGCAAAAUUGGUUAUAAAAGUUCCCAGAAGAAAAGUUUGUGCCCGAAAUUUUACGUCAUUUUCGCAAAAUACGCGUUCUGUAAGCAAGCAAGUUAACCAGCAAGAAAUCUCAAUAACGAGACAUCGUAGAGAAUUCUAGUUUUUUACAUUUGAUCCGUGCUGCUCUAUAGAAGAACUGUAUUAUUUUUGUGCAAGGUAGGAACAGCCGUUGCUUCAGAAAAAGCAAAAAACUUUCCUUUCUUAAGAAUUUUUAAAACAAAAGUUCACUGUGAUUUUUAUAUAAUUAAACUUUGGACGAAAAAAAAAAUUUAAAAAACUUAUAAAGAAUGUUCGUUAAGCUUUAAACCUUCAAACUUAUGAUGAGCUGUUUCGCUAGCUUCAAUCUCCAAACUUAGCUUCAUACCUUCAUACUGGGCAAAUCUUGGUCUAUCCAUAAGACUUUUGAUGGAACGGUGUGAAUAUAAUCCGCAUUGGGUUUCUACCCGAUACACUAGUUUAAGUAUUUUUAUUUACUUUCUAGGUAACUUAAAGUUGGACGAUCGCCAUUGCUUUGAUCCUUUCUGCAGUUUGUUUCAUUGUAGCAUUCUUUUUUAAAUAAUCAGGUAUUGCAAGGUCAUUCGCAUAUUUCAUUUGUCUAGCUCUAACAUCACUUUUUCUCAUGAAAAAAUGACUAAGGAUACUUUGUUUACCUUUAGUUAAAAAUUUAUUUUAGAGUUGCUUCAUUAGUCAUUUUUACCUAUUUCGCAACUCUGAUCUAUUUAGAGACUUCAUAGUAAGUAUUUAUAUUUUGAAAACCUGCAAAUUAUUUAAAGUUUGUUGCUCUAUCAUUUUAAUCACAAACGAUCAAUAAUCAAUUUGGCCUUUCUGAUAAGUACUAAAAUUCAAACUCACAUAGAAAUGUUACUUGAUAAAAAAAGUCCCCUUUAAAUUGAUACAUGCCUCUUAUAUUUUACACGUCAUUGAAGACGGACGCAAACAGCAAAUAUUGUAAGUUUAAUUUUAACUAAUACUGAACUAAUACAUAAAUUUAUAUCCCACUAUUAGUGUAAACUAUGCUUUCCCGAUGACGAAAUCGAGACCGAGACUUUCCGGGAAGUCUCGGUCUCGAUCUCGUCUUGGUCUCGAGAAUUUUCCGAGACCGAGACCCGAGACUAGAGAAGAAAAAAAUUUAAGUAAAAAUGAUAAUUUUAGAAUUUUUCCCAUCACAGUUUGUAGUUAAUCUUACAGUUAGGGUAAAUGACCUUGAAAUUUGCGCAUUUUCACACAUGAAAUUUUCAUUUGCUUCAAUCUCUUCGGAGGUAUGGGAUUUUUUCUCUUUUUGUAUGGGAUUUUUCGGGUGCAAAUUAUUGAGCUUCCUAAUGGUUUAAUAUCACUAAAAAUUAAAUCAGCUGUAUAAUGCACUGCUAAGCAUUCAACCAACAUCUACCCAGAGUGAACGUAAUUUUUCAAUCAGCAAUAAUGUUUUGACCAAGCAAAGGAAGCGAUUGCUUAACAAAAACUUAAAUGCUAUCGUUUUUGUGAAAAGUCAUUUCCAAAACCCAGAAUAGUUUUAAUAGGGACACACUUUCUUAUCAUUAUGCUUUUCUUUUAUCAUUACGUAUUUCGUAUUUCUUUUAUAUUUUAUAAUAGUAUUAAGACAAUAAAAUUAGUUUGACUGAUCGCAUAACAAGGAAUAUAUCCAGAAGUUCAAUAACAAAUAGACGUAAUCUACAUGUUCUAAGUGUUUUUUAAUUACUUUCAGCGAAAUUUUAAGUAGUUUUUAAAGUCGAGACUUCCCGGGAAUUCCCGGGAAGUCUCGGUCUCGGUCUCGGUCUCGAGAAUUUGUCGAGACCGAGAAAUCGAGAAAGCUUAGUGUAAACCCUAGCUAAAGAAAUAAAGUUGAAUUAAGAAAACAUAUUUCUGAUAUUUCAAUUUAAAGCUCGUUCGCAAAAUAGCGCACUUAAAUCCGCUUCAAGACACAUUAGUAAUAAAGAAAGAAAAAUCUCUAAGUAUGUUUGUAAAUUUACAAUGAAAAAUUAUCAGAAUCAAUCAAAUUAAGUUAAGUCAUUUGUUUAAAGGACAUUACCACAAUAAUCUUCAAUCAAGAUAAGUACUUCUAUAUUUGUAUAAGUUUCGCAUUAUUGAAACCAAAAGUUUUGAAUGAAAACUGUUUUAUUAUUGUACACGUAUAUAGGGUAAACCAUGUUGAAAUUUGUGUGUUUUUGCACAUGAAGAUUUGAUUUGCAUGUAACUUUUUAAUGGCUGAUUAUGAAAAUCUGAUUAUAAACUUAAAAGAUCACAAUUUGUUGGAGUUUUCAUUUUAAUUCUCAAAUGUAAACAAACAUUUUGUUUACAAUUUUUUGGAACUUAAUUCGCGAUUUGUGGCAAGUUAAAUAUCUGAAUCAAAUUAAAACCAAAUAAGAACUACUCAGCUGACUGUUUUUAAUUUAUUUCUUAAGAUGCAUGCAAGAUAUAAGAUUCAACUUAAUUAAUUUUGACUGAGCUUAUUAAACAGUAAAAUAUUCAUAAAGCAAGAACCUCCUGCAAAUUUUUAAAUUUCAUACAGAUAGAUAGUGAAGUGUAUAGAUUAAAAGUUAAAAUUAAACAAUACCUUAAAAAUUUGGUAAAAUUAUGUUUUUUAAAUGGCUUAUUAAUGAUGAUUUGCAUUUAAUUUGAGCGCACAAAAUUUCAACAUUGCACAAAUUUCAACAUGGUUUACCCUACUUGUAUUAUUAACUUUAACUCUAGAACUAGAUACUAGCAGUUUCUACAUUCACCUUCCAGGUUAAUAGUAUUACAAUUUUUACAAACAUUUCUUUGAAUUUAUUAAUAAAUUUACUGGCAUUAGCUUUUGAGAAGGACUUAGUUGAUAAAUCAGCUAGGAAUUGAAAAGUUUCAUGGAUUUGCUACAAUAAUGUGAUUAAAUCACAAAAAAAUAUUUUAAAGAGAUUAAAUUACUGAAAAUUGGAUCUAAAACUCAACUUAAUGUACCUAAUUGACUUCGAUUUAUUCGUAUAUUAAGCUUUUAUUUUUUUAAUGGGUUAAUAAAUUUACAACAAAAUUUCAUCAAUCUUUCACAAAAAUUAUUCAAUUCACUUUUCAGCGUUCAAUGCAUUAAUAAAUUCCUCUAAUUUCUCUUGAAUGUGUCGCA